Messenger RNA from Alosa alosa (allis shad), 4505 nucleotides. RefSeq names its product somatostatin receptor type 5-like. The record is from RefSeq and is a predicted model, not a curated record. The coding region runs from base 712 to 2196 and encodes 494 amino acids. Gene Ontology annotation, cellular component: neuron projection; membrane. Lineage: Eukaryota; Metazoa; Chordata; Actinopteri; Clupeiformes; Clupeidae. Gene Ontology annotation, biological process: neuropeptide signaling pathway. The transcript has 3 exons. Gene Ontology annotation, molecular function: neuropeptide binding; somatostatin receptor activity.
AACUUUCCUCAGACAUACUCUACGAAACGCAAUUAACGACGGCGUUCACUGAUAUCAGUAGGAGGAUAAAAGUUUUGUACCGCGGCUCGUGCAUAUUGUUUGUUACGCGCGCACUGUUUCCCCGUAAACAGUUUGUGAAUAUUACAGAAGAGCGAGUAGAUUCAACACCCCCUGCUUCUCCCUGGGGCGUCUCCUUUCAUAUUCGUUACCUGGUUACAGCCUAGCGAUGGCGUAGAGCGAUGUAAUGUUGAGCCGAGGACUUCCCGUGCCAUACGGUUUGCGGUGGCACAUUGCAAACGAGUUGUAUAGACGCAAUGUAAGUCGGGCUCUAAGUCCAAAUGACUGACGAACAUCUGCCCAGCUGAGUGAGCGAGUAGCAAUUGAUUUAGGUUUUGUUAAAAGCUGUAAAGAUUUUAGCUGUCAAGUAAAGAAUUACAUGGCGCUCGCAUUCCGAACGUAGUCUAGUUUUUCAUAAUUCUUUGGAUAUCCACAACGCACAUUUCCAGGAUCUGCGUUGCAAAAACAGUUUCAGGUAAGAUGAAACUAAGACUGUUAGAAGAUGCUGAGGCGAGAUGAGAGACAGAACAGAAUGCUAAGGAGAGACGACUGAAACUACUGAAGUGGGAACCAGAGAGGCAGAAAAUAAGGACUAAUGCAGUAGCCCAAGGGUGGACAGACUAGUGAUCAUUGUGGGCUUGUAAGCAAGGCACCAUGGAUUUUACCAGCACAUACCCUUUAGUAGACCAGUUCAACGACAGCGCCAAUGACUCGUGCAACUUCACUAACAGCAACAAUACGAUGCUGGAUAACCCGCAUGGCGCCAUAUCCAGUGUGCUCAUCCCGCUCAUCUACUUUGUGGUGUGCGUCAUCGGCCUGGGCGGCAACACGCUGGUCAUCCACAUCGUGCUGCACUACUCCAAGACCGAGUCGGUCACCAACAUCUACAUCCUGAACCUGGCCAUCGCCGACGAGCUCUUCAUGCUGGGCCUGCCCUUCUUGGCCGUCCAGGGCGCGCUGCACUCGUGGCCGUUCGGCUCGCUCAUGUGCCGCCUGGUGAUGACGGUGGACGGCAUCAACCAGUUCACCAGCAUCUUCUGCCUCACAGUGAUGAGCAUCGACCGCUACCUGGCCGUGGUGCAUCCCAUCCGCUCGUCCAAGUGGCGCCGGCCACAGGUGGCCAAGGUGGUCAACGCCACCGUGUGGCUGCUCUCCUUUACCGUGGUGCUGCCGGUGGUGGUGUUCGCCGGCGUGCACAGAGGCCACUGCAACAUCAUCUGGCCGGAGCCGGAGAGCGUGUGGCGCGCCGCCUUCAUCAUCUUCACCUCCAUCAUGGGCUUCUUCCUGCCGCUGCUGAUCAUCAUCCUGUGCUACCUGCUCAUUGUCAUCAAGAUCCGCAGCUCGGGCAAGAAGGUGCACGCCACGUCCACCAAGCGGCGCAAGUCCGAGCGCAAGGUGACGCGCAUGGUGAUCAUCGUGGUGGCUGUCUUCGUGCUCUGCUGGCUGCCCUUCUACGCGCUCAACAUCCUCAACCUGAUCAUACGUCUGCCUAACGUGCCCAAGGGCCUCUUCUACUUCGUGGUGGUGCUGCCCUAUACCAACAGCUGCGCCAACCCCAUCAUCUAUGGCUUCAUGUCGGACAACUUCAAGCGGGGCUUCCGCAAGGCGCUGUGCCGCUCGUCACGCCGCGUGGACAACCACGACCUGGCAGACGGCAGCGGGCAGCGUGGCGGCAGCCGGCAGCGGCCGGAGGAGCCCGGGGAGCCGCAGGACGAAGAGCUGCAGCAGCUGCAGCAGCAGAGGCGCCACGUGCUCAUGCCCCGCGAGAGCCUGCGCAGAGUCGUGCGGCGCGGCGGCGACGAGGAGGAGGACGACGACGAUGACGAAGAUCAGGAGGAGGUGACGGAGAUGACGGAGAUCUGCAAGAUCGCGCAGAACGGGAACGGGAACAUCAGCCGGCAACAGGCCGAGACCUCGUGCGCACUGCUCUCCGACAAGGUGGCAGCCUCAGAGGCGCAAGAGCUUAUCUCCCCUAACGGGAGGGGGGCGGCGGCAGGGGAUUGCCUAGGGAAAGCCCCAGGUUUUGGGCCCCCAGGAACUGUGCCGGCCUUACUUAAUGGAGCUAAAAACGGAAGUGUCAAGCCGUUGCCAGAGGAACCAGUGGAGAAGAACCCUCUGCUGGAGAUCAGCUAUUUGUAGUGUGAAAAUUUGUUACUGCAUCUUACUUGAAAUAGAUUUACAGUAUUAUUGAUUUCACUCCUCAGCAGACUUGCUCAUGGUUUUGAACUUCUUUUUUUUUUCAGUGAUAGCGGAACAAAACUUAUCUUAUUUAAAGGUCUGUGUUAAUGUCAAGAUAUUUGUUAUGUGGCAGACUGAUCUCUCUUGGAGGCAAUUUCUCAAUGCCUGACCUUUGAGUAUAUAGCAUACAUCCAACUGUGACCAUUUGUGACUUUACAAGAAAAAUGAACAGAUGAGUACAUACACAUCAUGAAUGCACAGAGAGGACAAAACUCAACCAUUAUGUGCAUAGUAUCUGCAUGUGCCUUUAUCUAGAUUUGGCAUGGGGAUAUUUAGCUUAUCUCUAGCUGUCAGUCUCCCAUAAUUGAGCAUUGCAGUGUUCUCAGGUACAUCGAUUUAAGACCCCGGGGGUUUAGUUGGUUUUUGAGAUCCCAGUGUGAGUCCAAAGCUAAGUGCUCAUAAUCACUCUUACUACCCAUAUUAGCAUUUCCUCAACAAAAGAUGAGCAACCAACCAAGCACGGAAAUGAUCAAUACGAACCAUUUUCUUAACAAAAGACUAGCCACCUAAACACACAUUUCAAAGGCGGCUCUACCAAAUGCCGCAGAGAUGGUAUGAAAUUUCUCCGACACAAAUAAAUUUGUCAUUGUCACAAAUUUGCCGUCUCCCAGCAGUCGUGCCCAAAGCGUUGAGUGCGAGCUCCGCAAUCCUCCGCAUUGCCUUUAAUCAGCCUAAAUGAGGUGCAGCUGCACCUUGUUGACGCACGGCAAGUGUUUACCAGUCGCCACCACUUAAUGGCUGAUAUUUUGGUACCCAGACAGGUUUUUAUGGUGGUCGAGAACAGAGCAGGGCAUGAGGGGAGGGUGGUGGUUUGCACCUGUGUCACACACCACUAUCAGGCAGCAGAGGCAGCAGCAUUUAUUGCUGGGUGGCUCACGGAGGACUUGCACACUAGUGAAUAACAUCUAUCAGCACUUUAUUAGCCACGUUUAAAACAGCAUCACUUUGCCUGCCUGGCGAGGACAGGAUUUCCACGUAGCUUCUGGGUUGAAAAGCCCAGAUCCAUUUUAACUGAUGUUUCUGGGCGGAUGAAGGCGGACAGGCAUUUAUCCUGUGAAGUUUUUACAUGGUUCAUAGAUUCUUUUUGUGUGGGAGGUCAUUUGGAAUCUAGUGUACAUAUUUUGAAAAUGUGAAGAGAUUUUAAGCUUAUUUUGGGAUCUAAUGUUGUGGACUUUUACCAUGGAUUAUAAAAACAGCUCAUCAGUGGAAAUAGAUUGAGUGUAAGACAUAAUUUCAAUAACAAUACGUUUGUGGUUUAAUUGUCAUCAUGAGUCAUCCACUGGAUUUCCUGUAGAGCCAGAAUAAACUGCAGGCAGAAUAGUUUAAGUGCUUUUAUGUAGCUUUUUGAAGUGUCAUGCACCUACCUGCCUAUUUCCUGUACAUAUAUGUAUUAUUAUAAUAUGUAGAAAUGUUCCCAUAAAUAUGUCCUUCAGCAGAGAAACUCAUAAGUCAGUCAGUGUAGGCAGUACGGUAAAUUGCUUAGCAAGAAAUCAAAAAGUCCUACUGGGAGAACACCAGUCUCUGAGGAAGAUAUGUAUAUGUAAAUGCCUCAUUGGUCAGCAAAUACACACACACACAAAUACACACACAAAUACACAAACACAGUCUCAGAGUUGUAAUAUCUUGUUCCUGUUAUUGGCACAGUUUGGAGCUAAAUAUGUCAGCGUAAAGUGUAUUUUAUGAGUCCCAUAAAUAAAACACUAAAUCAUUUAAUCGGUGGCAAGGGAGAGUAGGGAGAGUCCCCCUCCAGGAUUCAUAUCCCUCUAUCCAUUUCCACCCACACACUCUCUCUUUCUCCUCUCUCUCUCACACAAACACACACUUAUCUUAUCUCUCUCUCCCCUCAUAUGCAGUAUACCUACAUGGAUCUACACACUCAUUGAUGUUCUUAGAAAAACAGAGAAGUAAUUAAAAGAUGAUUAAACGAUUAGACAUUGGAGUAGAGUGCUCAUAAGAUGCUCGCACCUCCAGAGAUUUCACAUGUAAUCAAGAGUGAGAGACAGGAGCACGAGAAGUAUUUCUGCAUUUCUGAAGUGUUAUACUGCUGUUGUCACUUUGUUAGUUGUUAUGAGCAGCGAAAUGUUAACUGUGAUGUUUUUGCUAUUUGUUCUUUGGGUUUUCUGACCAUGCCUCCUUGUUUUAGGGUUGCCAUUGUAUUUACCAGGGGCUGCCCACUGCAGAAGAUUUACAAUCACAGAUCAUGGGGUUAA